AUUUUUUUUUUCGUGUCCGUGUGGAAAGUUGCUCGUUUCUCGGCACAUAUGAGACUAGUGUAGCUUUUUAAAGGACCCAAAAACAAAACUACGUCGUGAAACCGCAGCUAAAGCUAGCAGGGACUUCUGCAGAAUGGGGAGUGAGCCGGGCCCAGUUCAGAUCGUCGAGGUGUCCAAGGAUAACCACUCCUUUACGUUGAACACGGAGGCUUUGGCUCAAAUUUUGUUAGCUCCAGAGGUGCGGGAAAAAAAUGUGGUGGUGCUGUCGGUGGCCGGGGCGUUUAGGAAGGGGAAAAGCUUCCUCCUUGAUUUCAUGAUUCGUUACAUGCACAGAAAGGGUGAUGAGAACUGGCUGGGUAAGGACGACGAGGAACUGACUGGGUUUUCUUGGAGAGGCGGUUCGGAGCCAGAGACGACAGGCAUCCAGCUGUGGAGUGAAGUUUUCUCUGUCCAAAAAAGCGAUGGAACAGAGGUGGCCGUGGUCCUGAUGGACACUCAGGGAGCGUUUGAUGACCAGUCCACAGUGAAGGACUGUGCCACCAUCUUUGCCCUCAGCACCAUGACCAGUUCAGUUCAGAUCUACAAUAUCUCGCAGAACGUUCAAGAGGAUGAUCUGCAGCAGCUGCAGCUGUUCACAGAGUAUGGUCGUCUCGCCAUGGAUGAGAUCUUUCAGAAGCCUUUUCAGUCCUUGAUGUUUUUAGUCCGGGACUGGAGCUUUCCCUACGAAUACUCCUACGGGUUUAAAGGCGGGAAUGCUUUCCUGGAAAAACGGUUACAGGUGAAAGAAGCUCAGCAUCAAGAGCUGCAGACAGUGAGGGAACACAUCCGUUCUUGCUUCACCAAGAUCUCCUGCUUCUUGCUGCCUCAUCCUGGAUUGAAGGUUGCCACCAGUCCUUUUUUUAAAGGACAACUUCAUGACGUGGCCCCAGAAUUCAAAGAGCAGCUGGAGAUUUUGAUUCCUAAACUGCUGCAUCCCAACUACCUGGCUGAGAAAGAAAUAAACGGAAACAAAGUCACAUGCAGAGGCUUGCUUGAGUUCUUUAAGGCCUAUAUUAAAAUAUACCAAGGAGAAGAUUUGCCAGAGCCAAAGACUAUGCUCAUGGCUACAGCCGAGGCCAACAACCUGGCAGCUGUGGCAACAGCUAAAGAUCAGUAUAACAAGCAUAUGGAGAAGAUUUGUGGAGGAGACCUGCCUUAUAUGGAUCCCAACUCGCUGGAGGAGAAACACCGUUUUUUCUACAGAGAAGCUAUCCACACGUUUGCGUCCACCAAGAAAAUGGGCGGGCAGGAGUUUUGUGACCGAUACCAGCGGCAGCUAGAGCAGGAGCUGGAGGACAUGUGGCUGUCUUAUGGCAAACAGAAUGAGGCUAAAAACCUCUUCAGCGCCUUCCGAACCCCCGCCGUGCUCUUUGUGCUGAUCUGCUUCCUCUACAUUCUGUCUGGCUUGUUGUUUUUUAUCGGCCUGUCCACCUUCGCCGUGGUGAGCGACUGCACUCUGGGCUUGGUCAUGGUGGCCAUGCUGACGUGGGCCUUCAUCCGCUACACUGGCCGUUACCAGAAUGUGGGCGGGACCAUCGACCAGGCCGCAGGUGUCGUCCUGGAGCAGGCCACCGUGAUGUUAAAUAAGUCAAGAGGGACAGACGUCAAUUACCAGAAGAAAUCCAGCUAAAGGACCUCUGAACCCUCACAAUCUCCCAAUUGAAAGCGAAUGCCACACACCACAAGCACACGUUCUGAAGCCUUAUCAUCCACAGUGACUCUGGGUCACCACACCGGGUCGGUUCACCAGCAUCUCUGUCCUGCAGAUCACUCAGCCUGGUAAAGUCCAGGCUCAAAGGCAGCCACUUCAAUACCCUCUGAUCGGUCUUAUUUCCAUAAAACACUGCCGGUAUUUAACGAGUUUACAAGCUGAACUUAACAGACAAGUCUCUGUUUACCUUUAAAUGUCAUUACAAUCCAGUUUUUAUUACCUGCAGCGUCUCACUAG
Messenger RNA from Nematolebias whitei (Rio pearlfish), 1987 nucleotides. RefSeq names its product atlastin 3 (gene atl3). The coding region runs from base 134 to 1669 and encodes 511 amino acids. The record is from RefSeq and is a predicted model, not a curated record. The transcript is spliced from 14 exons. Gene Ontology annotation, biological process: endoplasmic reticulum organization; protein homooligomerization. NCBI's taxonomy places the organism in Eukaryota, Metazoa, Chordata, Actinopteri, Cyprinodontiformes, Rivulidae. Gene Ontology annotation, molecular function: GTP binding; GTPase activity.